Messenger RNA from Tripterygium wilfordii, 2131 nucleotides. Its product is annotated as protein NETWORKED 4B-like. Gene Ontology annotation, cellular component: vacuolar membrane. Lineage: Eukaryota; Viridiplantae; Streptophyta; Magnoliopsida; Celastrales; Celastraceae. The transcript has 2 exons. The record is from RefSeq and is a predicted model, not a curated record. Gene Ontology annotation, molecular function: actin binding. Bases 154 to 1848 code for a protein of 564 amino acids.
AAUUCUUGAAAUGGAGUAGCGCCUUUGUUCCCUCCCUCUCAGCCUUUUUCUCAUUGUCUCCAUUCCCCUUACCUCUAUUACUCAUUCAACUUCCUUCAUCCUCUCUGUCAUCCAAUUUCAGCUCUCUCUCUCUCUCAGAUCUUCUACUCUGAAAUGGACAAAACUGUCCAGCAAUUUCUGAAAAGGAUCGAAGAAGAUGGAAAAUAUUUAAUAAAGAAGGCUGAAAUUUAUUGUCAGAAUAAGCCAGAAAUGAUUUCCAAAGUCGAAGAUUUCUACAGCAUGUGUCAAUCACUAGCUGAACACUAUGACCAUAUAACAGAAGAAUUACAGGAGAAUAUUGGGUCAGAGCUACAAACACAGCUCAUUGACAAUUUCGAACUUGGCUUCGAUCAAGAUUCUACAUUGCAAACUCCUAAUUACAAGCAGGGUUUGUACAAGUCUAUUGAUGGUGUAGUAACUCUCAGCUCAGGUGGUGAUAGCUCUACUUUUUCCUUGAAAGAAGGCACUGAAUCAUCUAAUUCAUCAUCCUCAGAUUCUGAAUCAGAAUCUCUUCUUUCUGCCAAUAAUAACUUGAGCAUUUCUAGGAACAGCAAUGGGGGACUGCAUAAGAAGAUAUUUGAGUUCCAAGCUGAUAUACCAAGCAUUAAACAGAAGCUCCAGGGGGUGAUAGAAGAAAAUGUAGACAGUGAGAUAAUGGUAGGAGAAAAUGACAAUUAUGAAGGAUUGGUUGAAAGAAUUACUAAGCUUGAAAAAGAGCUGAAAAUUUCAAAUCUGAAACUCCGCCUAUCAGAAGAUGAGGUUAACCAGUUGAAGAGUGAGCUUAAACGAAGGGAAACUGCAAUAGUACUUGCAGGGGAUUUGCAGUCUCAGCUUGAAUCAGCACACAGUGAUAUUGAGAUGAAGGAGGCUGAUCUGGAAUUGCUGAAAAGACAAGGAAUGGACUCGCAAAAGACAAUAGCAGAGUUGGAAGCUCUUCUUUCAAACUCCAAUUUCAACAAUGGUAGCUUGAUGAAAGAGCUAGAAGAGAGUAAAGAAAAACUCAAGGAGUCAGAUCAAGAGCUUGCAAACUUAAAGCAUGAACUCCAGCAUACUCAUCAGGUGCAAAGUAAGCUUGACUUGGCUCUAGAAGACAUAGUCGCCUUGAAGGAUGAGCUUCAAAUAGAGAAAAAGCAGAAUUCUGAAUUGAGGGAGAGGUAUGCUGCAGUGAAUGAUGCCCAGAGAGAGGAGACUGUGCAGUUCCAAACUGAGAUUUCGAGCUUGAAAGAAAAACUGAACCUGGUAGAAGCAAGGGUAAAAGAAUGGGAGUUAAGAGUAAACUUUCUGGAGGAUAAGAUAAGGAAAAUGGAAGCUGAGGAGAUAGAGAUAAAAACUUUGCAUGAUGCUCAAGAGACUGUGUUGCAAGGACAAAUCAAUCAGAUGAAAGUAGAUCUUGCUGAGGGUGGUGGACAUGUUGAAGCUUUAAAUAAAGAGCUUGACAGACUUAAACUGAAAUAUGAUAUGCUUAUGGCAGAGAAGGAUGAAGUCACUGCUAAGGCAAACACACUAACAGCAAACUUAGAUUCACAGGAAAAUCAUAUCAGGCAAAUGGAAGAACGUCAGAGACAAUUUGAUGUGGAUCACCUUAAGCUGAUUACUGGAUAUGAGAGUGCAGAGAAGCAAGUUGCUGAACUGAAGGCAAGAGUUGAGGAGCUGGAGAAGGAAGUGGAUUGGCAGAAAGUUGUGAUCUCAGAUAGGGCUGAAGAGAAAAGGGAAGCAAUACGGCAGCUUUGUUUCUCACUGGAGCAUUACAGAACUGGAUACAAAGAACUUUGUCAAGCAUACAAGGGGCAUGCAGCUAUAGCUUCCUAAGCUUGCUUAGUUCUGCAGUCUGUCUAGUAAGUGUUUGUGUCAUCAAUCACCAACAUAUUGUUCUUUAUGUAGUUUGUGAAGAUAAACUUCCAUAUUAUUUGUUCUAGACUUUGCUUUGUUGGUGGGAAGUUCUCAACCUUAUUGGGUAGAGAAUUCUUGUUCAUGAAGUUUUGGGGUAAGGCAAUUGUUUACUGCUCAGGUGCAUUUGUCAAAUAUGAACCUGAAUAUGUGUAUUUGUUUUACUUCUUAUUAAAUGUCUGUCUGAGAAAAGGUCUUAUGCUGA